AUGUCGUUCUCAUACUCAGCCUGGUUCCGCAAGGGCCCUGAUCCUGGAACUAUCAUCACCCUUGACCACCCUGUCCCUUCCCGGUGGAAGAUUCUUGAGAAGCUGAAUGAGCGUGACUAUCAGGUUAACGAGGAGGAAAACAAGGAGUAUGGCUACCGUUCUUUCGCCUCGGCUAAAUAUCCAUGCUGCGAUCCCAGAGCCCGGACCAGGAAAGCCAUUAUGCGCAUCUACGUUCAAGUUCCCCAUCGGAAAACUGAAAUGGAUGAUGCGGGCUCGAGUGACACACCCAAGCUUCUCGGAUACAAGAUCGGAAAGCAGGAUCGCUCGGGGCUAGUUCCGGGUGGGUUCAUUACCUGGCUUGUGUGGGAGAUCGUCCCAGGGGUGCGCCUUGGAGACGGCAAUGGCGCUGACCCAUUUUGGGCUCAGGAACGCGGCGAAAGGGAUCAGGUUCGCUCGGCUUUCCAAGAGGCUGCACCUACGCUGCAUGAGAAGGGGUGGUUCCCCCACGUGUGCGGAGCAAGCAGCCUAGUUUGGCACCGGGAGACGCAAAAACUCUACUUUAUAGGACCCUUUUCCAUGGCCGGCAAGCCCGAACGUCCGAUUGUGUUCGGUGCCAAGUGGAUUGCGCAUUUCGAUCUCGCCAAGCCGGACCCCUCUACGCAUAUACGUAGGAGUGGCUGGGAUGGAGAUACUACACACUGGCAAUGGUAG
Molecule: messenger RNA, 711 nt
Organism: Penicillium brasilianum
Lineage: Eukaryota; Fungi; Ascomycota; Eurotiomycetes; Eurotiales; Aspergillaceae
Source: the annotation of a GenBank genome assembly